Molecule: messenger RNA, 1794 nt
Organism: Camellia sinensis
Lineage: Eukaryota; Viridiplantae; Streptophyta; Magnoliopsida; Ericales; Theaceae
Source: RefSeq, a predicted model, not a curated record
AUGGCGGAGAUGGAGGAGCAACGCGAUGGCGAGCAAAGGACCGUGGGCGACGGUGAGUCCGGCGGCGAUGCGAUGGUGGGAAGGCGACAUUGCGGCGACAGCGAGGUAAUGGAAGAAAGUAAUAUUGUUGAUGAUUGUGGUUGGAAGCCGAAAGUGGGAAUGCCAUUUGACUCUGAACAAGCCGCAUAUAACUUUUACAAUACGUAUGGGGGAAAGUUGGGUUUUAGUAUUAGGAAGGCCUAUGCAAACAAGAACAAACAUACGAAGGAGAUAACAUCACGUACGUUUGUAUGUUACAAAGAGGGAAGUCGGGGUAUUGACAAACGAGAUCCACUUGUCAAAAAUCCAAGACAAGAGGUAAGAUGUGGUUGUGGUGCCCGAUUUAGUAUCAAGUUGGAUAGAAUUUCAGGAAAAUAUCUUGCUUGUGAUUUUGUUGAAUAUCAUAAUCAUGAUCUUGUGCCUCAAGAUUGCAUUCAUAUGUUGCCUUCCCAAAGAAAAAUAUCUACCACCCAAGCAAUUGAAGUAGAAUUAGCUUCACAGUCUGGAAUUCCUCUUAGGUCUGCUUAUGAACUAUUUGGUAGGGAAUCUGGUGGAAGAGCAUCACUUGGUUUCACUAAAUUGGACCAAAAAAAUUACCUAAGAUCGAAGAGACAAAAAGAUUUGGAAUAUGGGGAAGCGGGUAGUGUGUUGCAUUACUUUCGUAAGAAAACUGUGGAAAAUCCAUCUUUUUUUUAUGCAGUCCAAUUAGAUUGUGAUGAGCAGAUAAGUAAUAUAUUUUGGGCUGAUGCUCAAAUGAUCAUGGACUAUGCUCAGUUCGGUGAUGUUGUGACAUUUGACACUACUUACAAACUAAAUAAUGAGCAUAGACCUUUUGGAUCAUUUGUUGGAUUUAAUCAUCAUCGAGAAACAGUUAUAUUCGGUGCAGCGUUGAUGUAUGAUGAGACUGCUGAAUCUUUUACAUGGUUGUUUCAAAUUUUUUUGGAGGCAAUGUCAAACAAAGCUCCGAAAACUAUUUUCACAGAUCAAGAUGCUGCGAUGGCUAAGGCCAUUCCAAUUGUCAUGCCCGAUACAAACCAUCGUCUUUGUACGUGGCAUUUGAUGCAAAAUGCUGUCAAGCAUGUAAGUUCUGUUUUUGAUGAUGUAGGGGUCAAGGCUGUGUUUUCAAAAUUUAUGCAUGACAUUGAUGAUGAAGAACAAUUCCGAAUACAGUGGGACCAAAUGCUUGAUAAGUAUGAUGCAUUCGACAAUCAUUGGUUGGAGCAGACUUUUCGCGUGAAGGAGAAAUGGGGAUGGCCAUAUAUUAGGAAUUCUUGGGCAGCUGGAAUGAGUACUACUCAACUUAGUGAAUCCUUUAAUGCAUUUCUGAAGGAUUAUUUGAAUUGUGACCAUAACUUGAUGGAGUUCUUCAUGCAUUUUGAGAGGGUGCUUUAUGAGAAGAGGUAUAAGGAAUUGGAAGCUGAGUAUAAUUUGUCCCAAAAAUUGCCGAGGGUUUCAAUUCCAACUGUGAUGUUAAAGCAAGUGGCAGAGAUUUACACGAAAACAAUUUUUGAGGAAUUCCAAAAUGAGUAUGUGCAGUCCAUUGAAGCAUCCAUUAUAGGCACUAUUCAUGAUGGUGAGAGCACCAUAUUCACAAUAAGAACAAUGGUAGAUGGAAAAAAAGAAAAGAUUGUGACAAUGGAUGGAGGGGGUUCUUUGAGUUGUAGUUGCAAGAAGUUUGAAGUGAAGGGCAUACUAUGUCGACAUUGUGUCAAGGUGCUUAGAGAUGUAUUCAAUGCAACGGAACUUCCUCCAUAA